Scutellospora calospora is the source of this 263-nucleotide messenger RNA. NCBI's taxonomy places the organism in Eukaryota, Fungi, Glomeromycota, Glomeromycetes, Diversisporales, Gigasporaceae. The record is from the annotation of a GenBank genome assembly.
GGUAUGGAUUAAUUGGCUUGAGUUUAAUACUGGCUCGAGUAGGGUAUGAACGAGUUGGUGGAAGUAAUUGUUUGGAGGGUUGGACAAGUAAUUGUUCGGAAAGUUGGGCAAGUAAUUUUUCGGAGGAGUUAAACUUUAUAAAUGCUUUAUUAUUUUUAUUGUGGAAUAAUAACCAUACAUGUCUAAAAACAUUAAAAUAUGGAAAAACUUCGGCAACUGUAUACUUGAGUAAUAGUGGGUGCAGUAAACAAUUUGAUAAAUAG